This is a messenger RNA of Linum tenue, 813 nucleotides long. The record is from the annotation of a GenBank genome assembly. NCBI's taxonomy places the organism in Eukaryota, Viridiplantae, Streptophyta, Magnoliopsida, Malpighiales, Linaceae.
AUGGCUGCCGCAACCCAUUUCUCAAAAGGAUCAUUUGCCCUUGCGUUGGCCCUGUUAUUAGUAGUCAUUGCCUCUGCGGAAAACUACAACCCUGCUACUUCCACCACUACUUCUUCAGUAGUCAAGCCUGAUCAUGAUCGCGAACCCGCUAAUUACAACAGUUAUUUUUCGACGACAGAGUCGAAGAAGCAGCUGAACUCGAGGAUGCACCAAUACGAACAGCGAGAAGUCGAACAUCUACCGAAAUCAGGAAAAGGGUACCGUUCGAAAUCGGAGCUUGUGCAUCCUCAUGAUCAGCCGCGAAUUACCAGCGACGACAUCAAGGCAUUGGCCCCGGAAGCAGAGAGGCCAGAGGUUCGCUUCGGGAAGAAAUCGACCUACAGAGCGUAUGGUUCAAAACCGGAAGACGUGUUUGCCAAUGGUGUGGAAGGCGUCGUAGCUUGCAAAUCGGGAUCCGACUACUACCCUCUUCACGGAGCUGUGGUGAGAAUAACUUGCUCGGGAGAGGAAGAAGAGUCGCGGUGCUCAACGGACGCGAGGGGCUAUUUCUUCAAGAAGCUGCCGUACUAUGGUAAACUAAAGCCAGAGCUGUGCAGGGCCUUCCUGGAGAAAUCUCCAUCGGAGAAGUGCAGUGUGCCGACGGAUGUGAACAAGGGCAUCAACGGGGCCAAACUUUCUUCGUACAGAAUCCUCCACGACAAGCGGGUCAAGCUUUACCCUCUCGGCCCGUUCUUUUACUCCUCCAAGUAUGGUCAGCAGCAUCAACUUAGUGCACGGCAGCAACAAGUGUCCAAAUCCCCCGCCGGCUACUGA